CCAGUGUUAUCCACCCAGUCUGAUUCGAAUUUCCAGUAUUUCAAAUACUCAAGUAAUAACAAAGACCACAGUGCUCACUAUGUUUUAGAUGAUAUCAAAGACUACUAUUCAUUGGAUGACUUGCUACGGUUUUUAAAUUCUCCCAAGGGAAUAGUUUACAAGAAAAUAUCAUUGCAGUUUCCUGAUACUUUGAUCAAUCAAAGCUCUAUUGUUUUACAGUAUUUACAAGACAAUUUGCAGAGCGUGAUUGUUGCUGAGAGCAGCGAAAAUGAACUAAAUUUCACUUCGCAGGAUAAUCACAAAGAUUCUUCCUCCCACUCUCAUUCUCAUGAUCUUGAUAACUUUACUCCAUCAGCAAGAGAGGUAUGGAUAUUAGCUGACACUUCGUACUCUCCAUGUUGUAUUGAUGAAAUAGCUGCUCAGCAUGUAAAUAGUGAUUUAAUUGUUCAUUUUGGCGAUUCUUGUUUAUCAAACUUUAGCAAUUUAACUUCAAGUUCAAUUCUAAUCUUUGGGAAACCCUUAUUGAACUAUGACUCUUUAGUUGAGUUAUUUAAAGAGAAAUAUCCAAAUAAAGAAGACCGGAUUUUAUUGAUUUCAGACACGGUUUAUAACUGUCAUUUAUUUAAUCUUUAUCGGCUCUUGAAAAAUGAGUAUACAAACUUGGCUUAUUCAGAUUUAUAUUUGAACAACAAUAAUAAAAUAAGGAUAAUUGGUUAUGAAUUGAAGAGCUAUGAAAAUUCCACGUCCAGUUCUAUAAUAUUGGACAAUAGAGUAAUAUUAGGAUUAUCAGAAUCCGAGAUUAAACGACUAAAAGAGUAUGGUGGUGAUGAUGAGGAAAUCUCAUUUGGUGAUUAUAAAUUAUUCCACAUCAGCCAACCAGACCCUCCGAGACUAUUAUAUCUCUCUACUAAAUUUGAUUCCUUGACUAUAUACAAUCCAUUGGACGGAAGCGUUAAUGAUGGACCAUAUCCCUCUUUGAAAAGAAGAUAUCGUUCUAUGUUUGUUGCAAGAAAUGCGUCUACUAUUGGAAUACUAAUCAAUACGUUGUCGUUAUCAAACACAUUGAGCAUGUUGAAUAUGGUGAAAGAGUGGAUUCAUAAAAACGAAAAGAAAUCGUACAUGUUUGUUGUUGGAAAGCCCAAUGUGUCGAAAUUGGCCAAUUUUGAUGCUGUUGAUUGCUGGGUUGCUUUGGGGUGUAGUCAAAACGGAAUGAUAAUUGACGAAUAUAAUGAGUAUUAUAAACCAAUUUUAACGCCUUAUGAGUUGUAUUUGGCGCUAGCAGCUGAAGUGACAUGGACAGGCAAAUGGGUUACUGAUUUUAAGGAGAUAAUGAAGUUGGACAACAGAGACGAGGAGGAUAAAAGUCUGGAUGGGAGUCAUGGCAGUGACGAAGAUGAAGAUGAAGAUGCUCCGGAAUUCAAUCCAGUUACUGGACAGUAUGCAAUAAAUUCCAGACCAUUGCGACCCAAACUAUACCAGCAUAUUGAGAUUGAAGCUCCCAUUGAUAAUGAGAAGCAGUUGGUUAAGCAAUUCUCAAAGAGUAUGGUUAUUAAAGGAACGAUUUCUACUUCAGCGUUGUAUUUACAGAGCCGAGAAUGGAGUGGGCUAGGGAGUGAUUUUGUUCAAGACGAUAAGGAGGACGAUGAAGGCGCAAUUUUAGAGCAGGGUCGAUCCGGAAUAGCGAGGGGCUAUGGUUACGAUCGAAAAGUGAAU
Ascoidea rubescens DSM 1968 is the source of this 1713-nucleotide messenger RNA. It is a transcript of the gene DPH2, whose product is annotated as 2-(3-amino-3-carboxypropyl)histidine synthase. The record is from RefSeq and is a predicted model, not a curated record. The transcript is spliced from 2 exons. Lineage: Eukaryota; Fungi; Ascomycota; Saccharomycetes; Ascoideales; Ascoideaceae. The annotation marks the transcript as partial. Gene Ontology annotation, molecular function: 2-(3-amino-3-carboxypropyl)histidine synthase activity. Gene Ontology annotation, biological process: protein histidyl modification to diphthamide.